Molecule: messenger RNA, 2496 nt
Organism: Diaporthe batatas
Lineage: Eukaryota; Fungi; Ascomycota; Sordariomycetes; Diaporthales; Diaporthaceae
Exons: 8
Coding region: 1-2496 (831 amino acids)
Biological process (GO): protein phosphorylation
Molecular function (GO): protein kinase activity; ATP binding
Source: RefSeq, a predicted model, not a curated record
AUGGUCCAGAAUGUCCUGGUCCAGCCCAGCCCAGCCCGGCUGCCCGGCCAGCUCCAGAGCUGUGAUGCAAUGCGUCAAUUGGCCCGCCUCAGUCAGUCAGCCCGUCAGUCACAGGAUCGAUACCCCUCCACGGCCCCGAAAUCGCCCUUUUCAUCACCAUCCUCUCGAAUCCUAUCCUCUCAUCUCCCACACCCACGCUGCAGCAUCAUCAUCAACAACGUCGUUACUCUGCAGCCCGUCCACGGCCAGUGCACGACCCAGUUUUCCCGGUGUACAUCUGCAUCUAUUCCCGCCCUCGUCCUCGUCGCCAGUGACGUCUCUCCCCUAGCCUGUCUUGCUACAAAUUGUGUCGCCUGUCGCCUGUCGCCUGUUGCCAGCCGCCCAUCACCGACCAUCCUCCCUAUCAACCUUUGCUUUGGCCUCGUGGACCCUGCGGCUCAACAACAAGGUCGAGACUGCAAAUAUACCUGGAACCUGGAACGACUGGCAACCCCUCGUCGUCACCAAAUCCACCCCACCACCCAGGCCUCCAGGGCUAAUAAGCCCCUGCUGCAACAGCAAGCAGUCAACGUCACCACUAGACUGAGACUUGGAUCGGCCUUCAUCAACCCCUGGAAAUUAAUCCCGUUCGAGCCCUUCCGAGACGGGGUUACAUCAUCGGUCAACAUGUCGACAAUACAGCAACUCAAGAACUUUAUCCGCCAUGGCAAGCAAGCUCGGACGUCAAACGCCGACGAGGCCCAGAGGAAAAACGACCCGUCGCCGCCUCAAUCCCAGCCUCUGCCAGUCCCCAACAAGGCCAUGCCCCAGUCAGAACCCGGUUUCGGCGCCAUGGCCCCCGGCCACGCCCAGCCAGUCCCCGACGCCUACUCAACCGCCCCCGGCGAUGAGACACACCGCGCCGCCCGCGCAGACGGCGUCGCCGCUGCCCACGAGCAGGAGAAGCAGGCCCUGCACCAGGGCGCCGGCGGCAAGGGCAAGCGCAUCGACGACGUGGCCAAGCUGGUCGCCGAGGAGAACGCCAGCCGCAGCAAGUUCCCCAGAUACUCGGGCCUGGAGCGCUGGGAGCUGCUCGAGAAGAUGGGCGACGGCGCCUUCAGCAAUGUCUACCGCGCCAGGGACCUCGAGGGUGACGCCGGCGAGGUCGCCAUCAAGGUCGUGCGGAAAUACGAGAUGAACAGCAUGCAGAGAGCAAACAUCCUGAAAGAGGUGCAGAUCAUGCGCCAGCUCGAGCACCCCAACAUCAUCAACCUCAUAGACUUCUCCGAAUCGAAACAGUACUACUACAUCAUCCUCGAGCUGGCACCGGGGGGCGAGCUCUUCCACCAGAUCGUGCGGCUCACCUACUUCAGCGAGGACCUGUCCAGGCACGUUAUUGUCCAGGUCGCCAAGGCAUUGGAGUACCUCCACGAGGUCAGAGGCGUGGUCCACCGUGACAUCAAGCCCGAGAACAUCCUCUUCAGCCCGAUCCCCUUCAUCCCAUCCAAGCACCCGAAACCAAAACAGCCCGGCGAUGAGGACAAGGUCGACGAGGGUGAGUUUGUCAGGGGUGUCGGUGCCGGCGGCAUCGGCCAGAUCAAGAUCGCCGACUUUGGCCUGUCCAAGAUCGUCUGGGACAACCAGACCAUGACGCCCUGUGGCACCGUCGGCUACACGGCCCCCGAGAUCGUCAAGGAUGAGAGGUACUCCAAGUCCGUCGACAUGUGGGCCCUGGGCUGUGUUCUCUACACACUGCUGUGCGGCUUCCCGCCUUUCUACGACGAGAGCAUAGAGGUUCUUACCGAGAAGGUGGCGAAGGGCCAGUACACAUUCCUCUCGCCGUGGUGGGACGACAUUUCGUCGUCUGCCAAGGACCUGAUCACCCACCUGUUGACCGUUGACCCCGAGAAGCGAUAUACCAUCACGGAGUUCCUCGCACACCCCUGGAUCAGGCAGAGCGAGACGCCCGGCAUCCAGAAGAAACCCCAGGUCACCUCGGACGGCCAGCUGCGUGCCUUUGACGCCUCCAAGUUCAAGGACGGCGACAAGCGCUACGACUUCCGCUCGCCCGGCGCUGUCAACCUCCGCGAGGUCUUUGACGUCACAUAUGCCGUGCACCGGCAAGAGGAGGAGAACAACCGCCGGAAGCAGAUAGGCGCCAAGGCUGCCGGUGUGUCGCGCCUGGCCGGGCUCAACGAGUCUGACGAGGACGACGACAUGCCCGACGUCGACGACACGGCCAAUGCACCACCACCCAAUGCCGGCCAGGGCACCCAGGCCCUUGAGCAGAGCAUGCGCAACGCCCAGAUAAGCGCGAGCGAGCAGCGCGGCAGGGAGCGUGAGAGACGGGCGCCGGAUCAAAAGGGCUACGGACAACACUCGGCAGCCGUGACCGCCGCAGCGAGGCAGCAGGUCAAGGACCGCAACCGACAGAAGGGCGCGUUUGAGCUGAGCCUCGACGGUGCCACCCUGCUCGGCCGGCGGGGGAGGAAACAGCCUGCUGCCCAGGCGGCCUAG